CUAACACCUCACUGCAGGCAAUGGUACCUUUCUACAAUAUACUCCAUGAUGCAGCCAGAGGGACCUUCGUAAAUGCAAAUAUGAUUAUGUUUCUCCCCAGCUUAAAAUCCUUUUGUGUUUCCCCAUAGUCCACAAGGGAACGAAGAAACACCACCAACAGCGUCCACAUGGCCCUUCAUGACAUGGCCCUGUGGACACAUCAGACGCUCUCUUGCAGGGCCUCAUCCACACUAUCUGUACCACUGCCGGCCUGGAUACGUCAUGGUUUUCAUGGUGCUCUCUUGUGCCUCUUUGCACCUGCAUGCACUGUGUUUCCUACAUGGGAUAUCUGUGUUUACAACCAAACUCCCAGGGGCCAAAUUAUAGCCUUUGUAAAGGACUUCAAACCACCAGGCAUUUGCUGGAAGUUUCACGGAGGAAAACAAGCAUUUUUCAUCUUUUAAUCUGUUUUGCUGGUCAAAGAGGAAAAGGAGUGGAUGGAUCAAGUGGGGCCCAAAAUCUGGAUCUAGUUCUAAUCAACAAGGAGAAAUUGAUGCGCAAUGGGGAAGUGACCUUGGCAUUUUCAACUGGCAGAGCCGGUAAGUUUGGGCACAGUUCAAAUGUGAGUCUGUAGCCACUAGAGAGAGGGGUUUCAAAGUCAUGGAGAAAAGAUGGGGGUGAAUCCUGCACCAAGACUUAUUGAGGAGAGUUCUUGGGAACAGUUACUUUUAGGAUUCCACAGGGAAAUCACUGAGUGAGUUUUACAAAAUACUGCUGCCUGGUUCCCUCCCUCAAGAGACCUUUACUUAAUUGGUUUGGGGUGCAGAGUGGGAAUGUGCAUCUUUAAAAGCAGAAUUCCCAAACUGGAAAGCUCCAAGCUUCCUGCAGGAGACAUUAUUUGAACUGAAUUUUGAAAGAUAAGCUUGCAUGCCAGGAACCUCAUGUAUAUGAAUAGAGGAUAUGAAGGAACGUAAAUAAUUUGAUAUGGCUCUAAAGAAAAGAAGGGAGAAAUCAAGAUGUUAAGAGGCUUACACUCCUUGCUCAAUAGUUUGUAAUGUAUCUUUUUGGAUAAGAGGAUAUUAUAAAGGAUUUUAAAUGAGGUAUAAAAUAAUUAGAAUUGGAAUGUUUACCUGAACUUCAGAGUAGGCAAUAGGUUGGCAUAGCUCAGAACUGUAGGUAGGAAAAUUAAUUGUUUAGGAGAGACAUGAGAUACGACGGAGGUGAGAGAGUAUGGAUAGGAGGAACACAAAUGUGAUAGAAAUAACAAGACUUUUGAUCAUUUAGUUAAAAGAACUGGGGUGGGACACACUCAGGUUUCUGAGAGAUGUCCAGUAGUACACAGGUAACAUUUACGGCUCAAGACAGGUUAGAGAUUUUGAAGAAGUUAAAAGUUGAAACAUGAACCUAUGGAUAUAGUGGAGGUCACACAAGAAGAUCAUAUUAUGGUGAAAAGAGGGCUUAGAAUGGGAGGAAAGGAAGCAGGAUACCAAGCAAAGGAGUCAGGAAAGAAGGGAAGGGUGCUCUGGAAAUCCUGGGAAGGUCAAAGAGGAAAGGGCUAAAUGUCACCAACAAACAAAAUGAAAAAAGACCUGGGAUGUAUUUUUUGGCCAAGGCAAUUGGAAAAUGAUUAGUAUCCUUAUCAGGAGCAAUUUCAGAGAAUGUUUGGGUCGAUGUCUAACUACAGUGGAGUCAAACGUGAAUCAAUGGUGAAAAAAGGACAAUAACCAAUGUGUACACUUUUUAUAAAAACCACCCUCCAAGGACCAGGCACUGGCCCUCUCUCCGGUGCCCGCAGACAUCCACACAGGCCCAAAGAAUCAGGGAUCGCACAGGCCAGCGCGAUCGAAUGGUUCUAAGUCAUCUGCCAGAAGCCUUGCCCUCAAUCUAGGCGGACAUGAAGCAUCUACAAAGGAGGAAUAGUCGAAGCAACCAUGGCAGCGGCAGCGGCGGCAGCAGCAGCAGCAGCAGCAGCAGCAGCAGCAGCAGCAGCAGCAGCAGCAGCAGCAGCAGCAGCAGCAGCAGCAGCAGCAGCAGCAGCAGGAGGUGGGGGCCUCUGCCAGGUACCUGGCGGGGCAGGCACACAGGUGCCCAGGUUCCCGUGGCGGCCACCUCUUCCCUGGAAUGGAAAAAUGAAAAAGCAGGGUGGUAGCUACAAGGUAUAAAAGGUAAAGAAAGGACGUUUGUUUUUAGUAUGAGAUAUUGAGCAUAUUUACGUGCUAAGACUUUGCAAAAUAGUGAAGAGACUAAGGAUGUAGGAUCAAAGGUUACUCAUGCACUUAUGUCCUGGGAAGGAGGAGGUCUACUUCCUUCCCUAAAACAGAGGGUUAGGAUAAGCUAAAUCUAGUCAAGGGGACAGUUGGCCACUCCUCCAUGGUGGGGGUAGAGUGGAAACCCUUGACGUAUGGAUGUUUCAGAUUAAAACCUUCCCUUCAUUACCACUUGCCUUGAGACCCUGAGAACUAGUCCCUGUGUACUUUUUAUCCCAAUCGUGUUCAGUCAAAGACAUGUUAGGGCUGAGAUUUUUGAAAGAUAUUCCAGAGUAAGGACCCUCUGAAAAGUAGGGGUCUAAUACAGACCUGAAGUGGCAAAGACUACUUUUCAAAAUUGUUCUGUGAGGCUGUAAACUUGAGUGUCCAUGUCUAUCUCUGAUUCCUGUUUAGCCUGCCCAGUUCCUCUCCGGAAGCAGAACAGCACAGACUUUGCGAUAUGGGAUAGCUGGGUUUGAACCAAAACUUGGCUCUUUGAACCUCUAUGCAGACACUGAGGAGCACUGUUUUGUAAAAAAUAGGGUUGAGAGUAGCAUUCUUGUGCGUUUGCUUUCAGCAAGAUACUGGGAGGAAUGCUUGCCACCAGAUGGUAUCACUGCAGUUUUAAAAAACAAAAACCUAGGAUGUUAAAUAGCAGAACUUUUAUAAUACUUUGUAAUAAGCAGGAAAGCAGCCAUCAGUCUUUUGAAAAAUGCUGACUUUCUCGUUAUCUCAUACAAGUGUACUCUAAAAAAAGAAUUAAUUACACACUUGCAUUUUUUCUUCUUUUGUAAAAGGCUACUGUUCCCUCCUGUGCUGACCUUUUCUGUGAAAAGAGGCUGUCAGUAGCGGAAUACCUAGUAAAGGUUUUUGAAAAAAAUACAAUUGAACGCCUUUCAGGUAAAUGUGCAUGAGGAAUGAACUGCUCUUUGAAAGUCUGGGGUCAUCAUUUUGAGAACCCCUCCUGGGAUAUUUUUCCAUAAUCGUAUGAUUUUGUUGUUAAAAAUUGUUAAAAUUCUCAUAUAAGAACACUUUAAAAACGUGGAAAUGUAGGUUUCUAAUCUUCAUAAAAAUCUUCCAAAAAGAAUAGGUUUGGUGGGCUUCAAACUGUUGAAAUAUAAAAAUUAAAUUAUUUUUAAAAACUGGUUUCAAGAGGAUAGAUUUUUACUAAUUAGAUUCCAAUCAAAUAUCUUUGAGUGAUUAGUAUAUGGACUGAAAAUCAAGUGUCAAGGUUUAAUAAGUACAACCAAUGCUGUCUUUAUUCCAUUUAAAUCUGUCCAUUUCCUGAGACCUUUUCCCCCAUGAUAGCUGUCAAUCCAAAUUUAAAUUUAUGUUUUAUCGCAUUUAGAAUACAUUAGUACUGAGCACAUUAUUACGUAUAAAUUCAUAGCGAUCCACUGGGGAUGCGUGUCAAAACUUGUGUUGAUGGGUGUCACGCCAAAACAGCUUGGAAACUGCUGACUUCAGCAACUUUAACCUCUGGUUUUGCCUUUAGUUAAUUUUCAAAGUUAAGUCCUCACUUUGAGAGUGCUCUUGCAUAUACACACCCGAAACACGAAUACUGAACAUACUAACCAGGAAAACAAACCAAUCUCCUAUUGAGCAAAGCCUUCCACAACCACCCUCCAAGGACCAGGAGUGGCCCUCUCUGCGGUGCCCGCAGACAUCCACACAGGCCCAAAGAAUCAGGGAUUGCACAGGCUAGCGCAAUCGAACGGUUCUGAGUCAUCUGCCGGAAGCCUUGCCCUCAAUCAAGGCGGACGUGAAGCAUCUACAAAGGAGGAACAGUCGAAGCAGCGGCGGCAGCAGCAGGAGGUGGGGGCCUCUGCCAGACCUUCUCUGAUGGAUGACCUCUGUGAAGCAAAUGGUACUUUUGCCAUCAGCUUAUUUAAAAUAUUGGGGGAAGAGGACAACUCAAGAAACGUGUUCUUCUCUCCCAUGAGCAUCUCCUCUGCCCUGGCCAUGGUCUUCAUGGGGGCAAAGGGAAGCACCGCAGCCCAGAUGUCCCAGGCACUUUGUUUAUACAAAGAUGGAGAUACUCACCAAGGUUUCCAGGAACUUCUCAGUGAAGUUAACAGAACUGGCACUCAGUACUUGCUUAGAACUGCCAACAGACUCUUUGGAGAAAAGACGUGUGAUUUCCUUCCAGACUUUAAAGAAUCCUGUCAGAAGUUCUAUCAGGCAGAGCUGGAGGAGCUGUCCUUUGCUGAAGAUGCUGAAGAGUGCAGGAAACAUAUAAAUGACUGGGUGGCAGAGAAGACUGAAGGUAAGAUUUCAGAGGUACUGGAUGCUGGGACAGUCAAUCCCCUGACAAAGCUGGUCCUUGUGAAUGCCAUCUAUUUCAAGGGAAAGUGGAAUGAGCAAUUUGACAGAAAGUUCACACGGGGAAUGCUCUUUAAAACCAAUGAGGAAAAAAAGACAGUGCAGAUGAUGUUUAAGGAAGCUACAUUUAAAAUGGGGUAUGUGGAUGAGGUGCACACCCAGGUCCUGGAGCUCCCCUAUGUGGAAGAGGAGCUGAGCAUGGUCAUUCUGCUUCCCGAUGACAACACGGACCUCGCCGUGGUGGAAAAAGCCCUUACAUAUGAGAAAUUCAAAGCCUGGACAAAUUCAGAAAAGUUGACAAAAAGUAAGGUUCAAGUUUUCCUUCCCAGAUUAAAGCUGGAGGAGAGUUAUGACUUGGAGCCUUUCCUUCGAAGGUUAGGAAUGAUCGAUGCUUUUGAUGAAGCCAAGGCAGACUUUUCUGGAAUGUCAACUAAGAAGAAUGUGCCUGUGUCCAAGGUUGCCCACAAGUGCUUUGUGGAGGUCAAUGAGGAAGGCACGGAGGCUGCUGCAGCCACUGCUGUGGUCAGGAAUUCCCGGUGCAGCAGAAUGGAGCCAAGAUUCUGUGCAGACCACCCUUUCCUUUUCUUCAUCAGGCACCACAAAACCAACUGCAUCUUGUUCUGCGGCAGGUUCUGUUCUCCGUAAAGAGGAACAAUUGCUGUACGUGUCCUCCUUUCCUUCUACCCACCUUGCCUUAAUUAACGUUCCAUGUGACCUAGUUGGUGCAGUGGCUUAAAUGCCAAAAUAAAGUGUGUGCACUAGA
Messenger RNA from Symphalangus syndactylus (siamang), 5310 nucleotides. It is a transcript of the gene SERPINB8, whose product is annotated as serpin family B member 8. Gene Ontology annotation, cellular component: cytoplasm. NCBI's taxonomy places the organism in Eukaryota, Metazoa, Chordata, Mammalia, Primates, Hylobatidae. Gene Ontology annotation, molecular function: serine-type endopeptidase inhibitor activity. The record is from RefSeq and is a predicted model, not a curated record. Gene Ontology annotation, biological process: negative regulation of endopeptidase activity.